GCUCUACUCAAAAUCUUAUACUCGCGCAUCCCUCUUAUUUUUACGCUAGCGUCAACUCCCCCUCUUCCUGCGCAUCCCUAAAUUGCAAUUCCAAUUGUUUUUGUGGAUCGAUUUCUGUAAAUCUUGUUGCUGUUGAAUGGAAAUCGUCUGGGGAACAUAUUUCCGAGCUCAAUUUUGGUGAUUUGGGGCCUUAUUUUGCUGAAUUGAAGGGUAACUCCCUCGCCAUGACUGUUCAUCUUCAAAACGACAAGUCUGAUUUCCCCUUCGUUCAUGCUCAAUUGAAGGCCUUUUGUUGGGAAUCUUAAGGGACUUGGUAAAAUCUCUCAUAAUUUAAAGUUAGUUUUCAUUUCCAUUCAAAGAUUUGCGAGAUUGGAGCACUUUUGGGGUUUCGCCAUUACUGUUCACAACGAGGUGCCCAUCCCAAAAUUCUCAGUUGGCAGUGGUUUCUGGUUUGGAUUAUUAUUUGCUUUUGGUUUAGUGGGCUGAUGUUUUUCAGUUGGGCACAUGCUUGUUCAGUUGGCAAUAGUUUUCUGGUUUUCAGUUGGCAUCAGGUUUUUGUAGAUAGUUGGAACAGCCAUGAUAUGUCCUCCUCAUCCACGUAAGGUCACAAGGUAACCCAGGUGGUGAAGUCCAGGAGCCACCGUACCACAACUGCACCACAAGAAUCUGCCCCGCCCAUACCUGGCCAGCGAGCAAGUCAAACACCAAACAGGCUUAAAUCAGGUUUCAAACAAGAAGCAUUCAGCAUUCCUCCAUCAGAUCAGCAAGCUUAUUUGAUGGAAACAGAAUUCAAAUACCAGGGGGUUACUUCGAAUCCAUCGCUUAUGUGGUAUUGAAACAUUGGAGUUCAAGGCUCAACAAUGGUUCCAUAAGUUGCUAUUCUAAGAGUACAUGAAGAGGUGCACCUCGUGAUAAAGAAGCCCAAUUCAGCCCAAGGUAUCACCUGCCACAACAAGAGUUGUGCUCACUGCCCAAACCCAUCUAAAGCCCCAAAACACAUCCAGCAGUUCAUCACUCCAUCCAUUUUGAGACAGCCCCAACGCAAGUUCAAAACAGCAGCCCCAAGUAGUAGUGUGGCUAGAGAUGUUGGGCAAUGAACACAAAUCUCCCCAUGAAGUCAAAUAAUCAACCAAAGGUGUUGAAGGAUAAAAGAGAUCAUGAACAGCCAGUGGGUACCCAAAGGUGUCACUGCCCAUCACUGAAAAUUCAGGAAUUCAGAGUCUAAAAACCAGUGACCAGCCGGUUUAGACCUCAAAUGCCAAUUCCAGGUUAUGGGUUGUGUCCUAUUCAUCAGCACUUAACCAUUACAGCUCCAUGAACAAACUAGUAGAACCUGGGCAGUCCUAGCUGAAGCAAUGCAAGGAAGGCAAUGAAGAACAAGGCUACAAACACCAGCAGGUUCAUGAUGCAAUUUAUUACACACAAGCUCAGUUGGUUAUCCUAGAAUUUAGCUUCUACAUAUGGUUGUUGGUUAUCAAUUCUUGGGUUUGGUUUCAAUUUUGUUUUACCAGCUUUGGUGUAUGUUUAUCUAGGUUUGACUAUGAUAUGUAGUCCUUGGUUUUUGGUUUUUAUUUGGGCAAUGUUUUUGAUGUAGGGAAUAGUUUUUAGCUUUUCUCGAGGGGCUUUGGCAAAUGUCUGAUCAAUUCAGAUAAGAGGUCUUAACCAUUCAGACUCUGUAUAAUACUUAACCAUUCAGAGGCAAAUCUCUUAACCAUUCAGACAUCUGAACCAUUAAGAGGCUGAAACAAACAGUCUGAACCAUUAAGUGCUGAACCAUUCAGACAUCUGAACCAUUACCAUUAAGUAAGAGGCUGAAAGUCUAACCUGAAGGGCAUUUUCGGUCAUCUGUAGUCCACUUAUCCGCGAUGCCCCGAUACGAUUCACAGUUUUUGUUUUGCCAAGAGCAGCCAACACGAAUAUCAACGACAACCCUUCACCUCCGAUCUCUCUCUUUUUCUCUCUCUGGUUCCAGAUUCCUUUUUUUCUUUUUUGUAUUUUGCUGUAUCAAUCCUGGAUCUCCUUCUAUUUAGCGUCUUCCUUGUUUGUAUGCCCGUACUCUGCUGUAAACGCAACUGGGCUGCAUCUGCGCGGCGCCGCAAGGAGGCAAUUUGAAAGGUCAAAUCGAUUUUACGGCCAUUCAACCGCCAAGGAAGUUUGGGUUCCGCUUCUCAUUGGUCUGUUGGAACUAAAUCUGAUUUGUUUUGGCGGCUGUGCUUUUAACGGACAAGACCUAGGGUUUUGGCUGAAUAGCAAUUGAGUGUUUUUACUGUAUUUGGAAAAUUAGUCAGGCAUGCCAAGGAGUUCUAAGAGCAAAUCUCAUAAGCAGAGCAAGCACAGUUCGAAAGAGAAGAGGGAGUAUUCUGAUUCGGAGGAAGAUGUGAAGAUGAAGGAUAGGAGCAUUAAGGAGGAGAGUUCUGCUAGGGCUUCAAAGGAUUUGGGCCAUUCUGUUUCCGGUGAUAAGCGGAAAUUUUCUUCACAAGCGAGAGAAGGGAGAGAAGGAAAAGAUCUGAGCAGUUAUGGGAAUGGGGAGGUCACCGAGGAGUAUGUUUCAUCUAAGCGGCGGAAGGAAAAGGGUGACGGUGGUGUUAGCAGUGAUAGAUGGAAUGGUGGUAUGGAUGAAAGUGUUGACGAUAGGCAUGAGGAGAAGGAGGGCAAGGCUGGAAGUUCAAAAAAUGACCAGGAAAAGGGAUUGAGGCAGAAAGAAGCAAAAGUUUUGGGUGAUUCAAGGAGUAGAAGUAGUAAAAGGCAUGAGAGUGGAAGCGGAGGCGUGAAAAAGGAGGAGAUUUCAGUGUCAGGAAUGGAGAGAGAAGAUGCUAAGAGCGGCAAGAGUAGUGAGUCAAGGAAGAAACCAGAAGUAGAUUCUGUUCGAAAAGAGAGCACCACUUUAAAAGAAAAGGAUCAUGGGUCAGAAAGGGAGAGAAAGCGCGAAACUGACAUAGAAAAGAAGCAAAGGUCUCAGUCAGGGGAUGUUGGUGAGGAGAAGCAGGGAAAACACCUUAAAGAACAUACUGUUGUUACAGAUCGUUCAGUACGGAGUGAAGUGCGUCAUUCUGAUCUAGAUAGAGAUGCCGAGAAAAAGAUGCGAAAGAGACAUGAUAGUUCUGGUGAUCGAGAUAGAUAUGAUGGUGAUGACCAAAAUGACGAGAAGCAGAUGUCUUCAAGAGCUGGAGACCGCACUAAAGAUGAUAGACACAGAGAUUCAAAGCAUCACGAUGGAGGCUAUAGAGACAAGUACCGGGAAGACGGUGAUAGAGAUGAGAGACAUAAUAAGGAAGAGAAGUAUGAAACUGAUAAGGACAGAAGACGGCGUGAAGAUAAGUACCGGGAAGAUGGUCAUAGUAGUAGAGAUAAUAGACGUAAAGAUGGCAAAUACCGUGAUGAUGGUGAUAGAGAUAACAGAAAUAGGGAAGAAAAAUAUCACCAGCAUGAAGAUAGAGAUAACAGACACAAGGGGUACCGAGUAGAAGUAGAAAGAGAAAGUCGGCAUCGAGAUGAUAAGUAUCGUGAAGAUAACGAUAGGGGUGGAGAUGAUAAAUACCUUGAAGACAGAGACAAAGAGAAGGAUGUUAAGCGUCGUGUUGAUAGAUAUCGUGAAGAUGGUGAGGAAGAGAGACCGAGGGACAGUAAAUAUGGAGAAGAUGUUGAGAGAGAUGAUAGGCACAAUGAAAAAAAGUAUCAAACGGAUUUUGAAAAGGCUAGUAAGCACCGGGAAGGAAAGUACGGAGAAGAUUACGAUAAAGACAAAAGGCUGAGGGAUAUGAAGUACACGGAUGAGCUCGCCCUAAGAGAUCGCUCAGGAGAUAGAUCUGAGGCAAAGCAUUCAAAAGAUGAGACUCAUGCCACAGACAAUCAUUCUAGGAAAGUAGACGUACAUGAGAACAGCAGCCCCAAUUAUGAUGAUCGGGCAUCUAGGUAUAGAGAUGAUCAAGGAAGGAGAAGAGCCGACGAUAAGGAGGAUCGCAAUGAUUCUAGAUUUCAAAGUUCCAAAGAGCAGUAUGACAUAGAAAAGCGGGCUGGAACUGUUCCUCGGCUGGAAACUGCUACUGACCGUGGGAAAUCUUCCUCGAGGAAUAGUGAUCUAGAGCGAAGUUCAAACCAUAGCAGGAGAAGAAGUUCACCUGGUAGUGGCCCUUUUACUGCAAGAGAUCAUUAUAGGCAAUCCAAGCAAGAAGACCCGAAGUACAGGGAUCAUACUUAUGAGGAAAGGGUUCGGAGAAAUAGAGAUUAUUCUGGAUCUGCUGGAGUGCUGGAUAAAAUUACUUCAACUCGGUCUGCAGAAAAAGCUACUCAAAAGGAUGACAACUAUUUAUUAGAUGGUUCAGCUGAAAGACGCCUGAAAUCUGAUCCCCGGAACACUUCGAACCCAGUGCUGGAUAAGUCCCCUUCAUCAACAAGUAAUGAUCGCAGGCAUCUAGGUAGACCUGAAGUUAAGAGGAGUCUCGAAGUAGAAGAUUUUGCGCUGAGAAGUGGCUUGAAGGAUGCCAAGGAUUUCUCUGGGAGGGAAGGUAGAGGAAAUCGUGAUCUGCCUGUGGAAGCAUUUGCAGGCGACGAACUUGUCCAUCCAGAUGGAGACACUUUAUCUGUUUCUUCACCUUUUGUCAGGGGCGUCCCAGGAGGCAGCACAAGGUUGCCCCCUCUUCUCCCAUUUCGGCCUGGAGUUGAUAAUCCUUCAGUGGCUGGAUCUUCUGAAGACGAUUGUAGGGGCAAGCCAGGCAGCCGGAAUAGAAGGGGUGGUGUUGAGUCAAAUGCUGGGAGAUUCCAAGGAAAUUCUUGGAGAGGGGUCCCAAGUUGGCCUUCCCCUGUUGCUAAUGGUUUCAUCUUCCAACAUAGUCCAGCUCAUGUCACUUUUCCUCCAGUGAUGCAACAGUUUCCUUCCCCACCCAUGUUUGGUGUGAGGCCCUCUAUGGACUUGAAUCACUCUGGACUCCCUUACCAUAUGCCUGAUGCUGAUAGAUUUUCUAGCCAUGGACGCGCUAUAGGGUGGCGAACUCCUAUGGACACUUCUUGCUCUCCAUUUCAUACUUGGGAUUCUAACAGCUCGGUUGUUGGUGAUGAGACUAACAUGUAUGGGAGGCCAGAGUGGGACCAGUAUAGGAACAUGCCAAUGACUAGGAACUGGGAGCAUGCUAGUGACAUGUGGAAGGGAGGGCCAAACAGGAGUGCAAGUGUGGAGUUGUCAUCUGCCUCUCAUAAAGAGGCUAAUUCAGGUCAGGGUCCAGUUGAUGAAUCUUUGACUUGCCAAUCUGUCCAGCAAUCUCAGUGUGAACAAAAGCAUGCUGACCUUGAGGCCGAAAGCAAGACUUUUAGUCAGUCAAGUGAUGUGGAGAAGAAUAAUAAUACUGCAGAAGGUUUGAAGAUUCUACCUCAUGAAACAUGUGGUAGUGAUUCCAAAAUGUCAAGGAAGGAUGACACUUGUUUUUGCCUGGCCUACCUUUCCAAACUCGACAUAUCUUCUGAUCUUACUGAACUAGAAUUGUAUGAAAAAUGCACAAGCCUUUUACUCACAGAUCAGAUCAUGGUGGUGGCUGAUGCAGAUGCUCCUAAAAUGUUGUAUCUCGAGCCUGUGGUAGAAGGCAAGGCUGCUGUACGAAGUAGAUCAUCAAAUACAUCACUUUUAGCUGCUUCAAGUGUUUCUGUUCUUGAGAAAGCCUUUUCCCAGUACAACAAGGAGGAGAGAGUUGAUGUCAAAGUCUUAAACAUACAGAGUAAGACUUCUUUAGCACCCCCGGAUGAAGGAAAAGCUUUAUCUGAAGAUGUUGCUGAAGGGGCGGUCGCGGCUUUAGUUGGUGGACUCGAGGCCAAGAAAUUAUUGCAUCCUAACCCAUGCCCCCAUGGGGCCGUGGUCCAAGUUAGUCCUCAGAGGGCAGCAGAAACUGAGAUUGAAGGGAUGGUACAAAACCCAGAGCAACCAACAAUAGAAAGAGUAAUAAGCAUGGAGGUGGAUGUGGUUUCAAAUAUAGCAGAGGAGCAUGGUGUUGAGGGGGACGGUAAGCCUCCGGCAACUGUGGAAGGAGGAGGAGAGCCUUGUGAGCUAAUGUUGCACGAUGUGGAAGGAGGAGGAGAGCCUUGUGAGCUAAUGUUGACUACUACUACUACUGCUACUACUACAACAGGCAAGGCUUUAGGCAAUCACUCCCUUAAAACUGACUCUCCUCUGCUUUGUCCCAAUGUUGUUUCAUCUGAUGAGGCGUAUGGGGUAGGGGUGCCUGUAGAGUCGGAGUCAGUAAUCUUAAGUCGGAUACAUCAUUCUCCUGAAAGUACACAUUGACACAUUUAUAUUUUCCGUUUUAUUUUAUUUUUUUUGGAAAUGCCUAUUUCAUCAUCAUCCUCUCUGUGCUUUGUGGUGGUUUAUCUUUGCUAUCAAUAAAAACUAUUGAGCUCUAGCAUUGCUUUUUCAUCUGCUAUGUAUCAUUAUUAUUUUUUUGGUCAAAGAAACAAUUAUAUUUUGCUAAGUUCUGAAGGAAAGAGAGGUUAGGCCCAAGUCUGAAACACAUGGCCGCCAGAAUCCUUUGUCACAUCUGAUUGUCGCCAAAUAUGUCUUCCGUACUUAUUCUCUAUCCCAAAGUGGAACAAAUCAGGUAUUCCUUA
Messenger RNA from Cuscuta campestris, 6588 nucleotides. The record is from the annotation of a GenBank genome assembly. Lineage: Eukaryota; Viridiplantae; Streptophyta; Magnoliopsida; Solanales; Convolvulaceae.